AGUAACAUUAUUUGCAGGAUACAAUGUCAUAUCAAGGGGUUAGUGGUCCACUUCAGUAUUCUAAGAGGACUCACUGCUAAUGAAAUCAAAUGCUUAGAGAAGCAUGAGAUGCAGGGCUUUAGCUUGUAUUUUGGCUCAACUAAGGUGGUCAGUUAAUUUCCACAGUAUAGCACAACGUUGCAUUUCACCAUUGCAACUUUUUUCAAAACAAAAUAUUGGCAAAAUCCUCUGAUUUCCCUUUAAUUACAACCUGGCUUGAAGACUGGAAUGAUUUGUUUGUUUGAAGAAUGUUGACGUUAGAGUGGGAGUCAGAGGGACUGCAAACAGUGGGUAUUGUUGUGAUUAUAUUUGCGUCUCUGAAGCUGCUUCAUUUGCUGGGACUGAUUGAUUUUUCAGAAGACAGCGUAGAAGAUGAAAUGGAAAUGGCCACCGUGCGGCAUCGGCCUGAGACUCUUGAAUUGCUGGAAGCACAGAGCAAAUUCACAAAGAAGGAACUUCAGAUCCUGUAUAGAGGAUUCAAGAAUGAGUGUCCCAGUGGGAUUGUUAAUGAAGAGACCUUCAAAGAGAUUUAUUCUCAGUUCUUUCCACAGGGAGAUUCCACAACUUAUGCACAUUUUCUCUUUAAUGCAUUUGAUACUGAUCACAGUGGAACUGUGAGUUUUGAGGAUUUCAUUAUGGGUCUCUCAAUUUUACUUCGAGGGACAGUACAAGAAAAACUCAACUGGGCUUUUAAUUUGUAUGAUAUAAAUAAGGAUGGAUAUAUAACUAAAGAGGAAAUGCUUGAUAUUAUGAAAGCUAUAUAUGAUAUGAUGGGAAAAUGCACUUAUCCUGUUCUCAAAGAGGACGCCCCUAGACAACACGUGGAAACAUUUUUUCAGAAAAUGGACAAAAAUAAAGAUGGAGUAGUUACCAUAGAUGAAUUCAUUGAAAGCUGCCAAAAAGAUGAAAACAUAAUGCGUUCCAUGCAGCUCUUUGAAAAUGUGAUUUAACAACAUGGUUUACUCUGCAAUUAAUGGACAAAUGUGAACUAUUCUUCAACAUUAUUAAAGCUGGAUUUGCCACAUUUACCAUAUGUAGGAUUGCUCAGCUUUACACUGAGACAUGUAUUAUGCAAAUAAGUUUUGUUUUAUUAUAAAGCCUUCCUCCCAAAAAUGAUUUCCCAAAGGUUAGGAAUUAAUCAUUUGUCCUUUAUUUAACUAAUGGACUAUUCUAAAAAUAUUAGGUAUUGCCCCCACAUUUCUAAAAAUAGCAUAGCAUCUGCCAUUAUAUAGCUUUAUUAUCAUUCCAACCCCUAGAUAAAAGAGGCUUUAACACAUGGAAAUAAAAAUGGUUGUUUUCUGAUAUUACCAUUGGAUCAAGUUCCAGAAUCCCCAGCGUCUUAAAAAUCCUUAAAGAGCGUCUUAGCCUCUAUUUUCAGAGAAAUCACCCUUUAUUUCUUUUCACAUUUGUAUGGUGUAAUAAUCAUUUUAAUAUAAUGCUUUUGAAUAAAAAUUGUUACAGAUAAUGAGCCAUACAUAUCUUCCUGCAACAACAUCAAAUUGUAUUUGGCUUUCUUUCCUCUUUUAUUGAAACCUAGCUAAUUUACAUAAGAGGAAGAAAUCUUUUUUAUAAUAAAAAAAUUUAUGACUCAGAUAGACAUGUACCACUGGUAGGCAUUAAACACAUCAUCCUUACCUAAUAAAUCCGCAUUUAUGAAUUUUUCAUGAAAUGAGUACAUGAAGUCCUAUAUAUUGUAUUUGUAAUUCUGGUUGGACUGUCAGUAAAGUUUUCUGCUCAAAACUAAGGACCUGAAAAGGUUUGGAGUUCAAAGUUCUUUGUAAAGAAAUUCAGAGUGGAUUUCCAGAAGUACAUGUCUUACCAGUUUUAAUGAGGAAAAAAGGAGAUAAUGGUCUUUUGAGGCUUCCAUCUCACUUCAGUGCUCAGAAUGCAGUAAUAUCUAGACAGUCUAAUAUCUGUUUCAGUGGUCUGUUUACUAUGAAAAGGGAGUGAAAAAGAAGCAAAAUCUUUAGCUAUACCCCAAUGUUUCUUGUUAGCAGUAAUAUUAUUACAUUUUUUAGGAACAUUAAUUCUAUCAAAGUAGGAAAUACUUUAAUUCUGGACUUAAAAAAAUUAUAAGUGCACAGACCUGAAAGGUGAAAAAGGAUUAUCUUUCGCUAAUCACAAUUAAGAAGUAAAAAUGACUAUACUAUUGUUUUCAAUGAUUCCAGGCCAAUACUUAGAAAUGCAACUGAAAAUAUGGCAAUCUUUAUUGUGACAUUUCUGCACAAAAGAUGUGAAGGGCCUACUAGAGUAGAAAGAAUGCUGCAAUCAUUAUUUUGCAAAAAUAAAUCAGGUAUCUAUUCUGGUGUAGAGAUGGAAUGUUGAAGGCUGCUCUGCUAUCACCAGUGUAGGAAUAAGAGUAGUACAGUACAUGUACACCUGAAAUUUGCUGUAGUGUGUCUGCGUAAAUUAAAUGUGCACAUUUUGUAAAAAAAAUAAAAUAAAUUACAAGAAAGAAAAACAUGCACACUGUUUUUUGUUUUUUGAAAAAAUGCUAGACUACAGACAUGUAUUUAAUACUUAAUUCAGGAUGCAUGGUUAUUUAAAUAGUAAAUUUUGUUAAACUGUUAUUUCAAUACUGUGCUAAGAUUUAAGUUCCUCAUGUGACAGUUUUUAAAAUAAAGAGUGACUGGGAUGGAAUAUGAGAAACAGUAUUCCAAUAUCAAGACCUGAUUUUUACACUAUUUACACUACUAGCGCAACAUUGUACAAGUAGUUUUAAAUCAGUUCUUUUGUGACAGAAAACUCCUUUUCAUUUCCAUAACACUUAUCAUGGAAAUAAAUCAUUACAUAUUUAUUUUUAUAUAGGUAAAAU
This is a messenger RNA of Pelodiscus sinensis (Chinese soft-shelled turtle), 2854 nucleotides long. The record is from RefSeq and is a predicted model, not a curated record. Lineage: Eukaryota; Metazoa; Chordata; Testudines; Trionychidae.